UGGUGCUCUCGACUGGGACGCUGAACCUCAAGUUCAUGCAGCGCGCUGCUGCGCGCGCCGCAAAGGCCGAGCCGUUGGCGCCCGCGACAUCCGGCUCCGUGUCUGCGCCCGCCGCAUCAGCGCCAUCCACCCCCGCGUCGCCCGCCCCUGCCUCCAUAACACCCUCCCAGGCCGCCACCCCGAUCCCCGCGAUGAGCACACCUAUUCCAGCGGCGCCAGCAGACGACGAGGCCGGAGCGAAGUGGGUCCUCCCACGGCGCAAUGCGGAGGCGGGCCCAGGGCCUUCCACCCGCCCGCGCGUGCAGUUCGUCGCAUCAUACCUUCCCUUCCUCGAGGAUGAGGAUGAUGGGCCUACUGGGAUGGCAUCAGGGCGUAUGGCCUUCGGAAUGGGAGCCAAGCUGGAGGAGGCGCGUGAUGGAGAUGAUAACGAUGAGGACGAGUUCAUAAGUGACAGUGAGGACGACGUUGCCGUUCGGAGAGACAAGAAGGCGCGUGCUCCAGUGGGUUCUGUCACUGGCAUGACUGACGCCAGGCUGGACGAUUCUUCGCUGGUGGUGAGCUGCAGCGGGCCAAGUCGCGCACAAACGAGCCCAAACCUGAAGAGACGGAACCUUUGCAACGGACACAAUCGCGAGCCAAUGCACCGACACCCCCGCCGGAGGAGCGCAUAUUUCAGCGUCCCAAAGGCUUCUCGCCGCCGCCUACAGGAAAGGGGAAGGGCAAAGGCAAGGCCAAGGACAAAGCCGAGCAGCGCGAGCAGAAGCCGGUGGACAAGCCCAAGCCUGGCAAGACCAACAAGGAAGGCAAGGAGAAGUUCAACAAGAAGAAGGGCGCGCUGUCAGACAACCUCUACGCCAAGCUCAAGGAUAAACUCAGCAUCAGCAGAGAAACCAGUGUGUCGUCCGCCAGCAGUGCGCCAAGUGCUGGCGGAAAGAAGCGCGCUCGAGAUGAGGCGGCCGCUCAAGAGAGCAAGCGGCCGAAAGUGUCAGCGCUGGAUGAGCGGGAGAAGGAGCGGAAGAAGGCCAAGAAGGCUGCAAAGCGUGGGCAGUCGAGCAAGUAGUGCCAGUACCAGGUCAUGAGAUAUCUCCACCCUAUUUGUACAUGUACAGCAUCUUCGCGGUUAAUGCACAUAUCCAGACAGUCCAGGACAUGUGACAAAUCACAACUGGUAGACUCCACCAUUUUAGUCCAUUUUGGUUCACGUCAGCUCUGCAGUAAGCCGUAGAAUCCUCCAACAAUCCUGUCCUCGCACGCCCUCGUUUAGUCUCCCUCCUGACAUCUUCUGACUCAGCACGGUCGGCGGCAUCUGCAGACCCUAAUACAUUAUCGCGUACCAGAGCCC
Molecule: messenger RNA, 1342 nt
Organism: Cutaneotrichosporon oleaginosum
Lineage: Eukaryota; Fungi; Basidiomycota; Tremellomycetes; Trichosporonales; Trichosporonaceae
Source: RefSeq, a predicted model, not a curated record